AUGAACCAAAGAGGGACUGAGGCAAACCUCGAGAAGAAAAAAGCCUUGUUUGAGAUGAAGUCUCUCCAAAAGCCAAAAGAGGUGCAAAGCCUUAAUGGAAGGAUUGCUGCACUCAGUCGCUUCAUCUCCAAAGUCACUGAUAAGAGCCUACCCUUCUUCAAGAUUUUGAAGCAGGGGAGGAAGUUCCAAUGGACCGAAAAAUGCGAGGCAGCUUUCCAAGCACUGAAGAAGCACUUGGAAGAGGCGCCCCUACUGUCUAAAUCUAAAUCGCGCGAGACACUCCUGCUUUAUUUGGCAGUUUCGGACGAGGCAAUUAGUGUGGUGCUCGCCAAGGAAGAAGAGGCACACCAGCUACCAGUAUACUACAUCAGCAAAGCCUUGCUGCCGGCAGAGACGCUCUACCCAGACAUGGAAAUGCUUGCUCUCUUCCAUGUUACCGCGUCAAGAAAGUUGAGGCCAUAUUUUCAGGCUCAUUCAAUUAAAGUACUCACCAACUUUCCACUAAAACAAGCCUUCGCUGAUUUUAUUGCUAAGUUUGCCAAAGCCCUAGAAAUGGAGGCAACAAUGGACCCAGCAGAGCCCCCAACAUGGAAGCUAUUUGUGGAUGGAUCGUUAGGAAAAAGCGGCUCCAGAGCCAAAGUUGUUCUAGAGAGCCCAGAGGGCCAUAUGCUAAACUGUGCAAUCAAAUUCGGCUUCAAAGCCUCGAAUAAUGCCGCAGAGUCUAAAGCCCUCUUGGUAGGCCUUAAGCUGGCCAAAGAAAUGAAAGUUGAAAGAUUACAAGCCAGUAGCAACUCACAACUUGUGGUGAGUCACGUAAAUGGAAAAUUCACGACCAAAAGCAAUGGCAUAGUCCCUUACCUGAAGCUAGUUUUGAACCUAGUCCCCUACUUCAAGAGGUUCGAACUAGUCCAAGUCCCACACCUCGAAAAUACACACGCGGAUGCCCUGUCCAAACUUGCCAGUAGUAAGGAUUCUGAGUUGCUAAAAAUCGUUCCAAUCGAGAAUCUGCCAAAGCCCUCCAUCUUCGGAGGCAAAGAAGUAAUGUGGAUUGAAGGUAACCCACCUUGGAUGCAACCCAUUAUAGCCUAUCUUAAAGAUCAAUCGCUACCACCCUCAAAGAACGAAGCAAAGAAGUUGAGAAGAAGAGCUGCCCAUUUCAUACUUCAAAAUGGUGUGUUAUAUAAAAGAGGCUUCUCAUCACCCCUACUCCGGUGCAUUGGAGGAGAGGAGACCUUGUACGUUCUGAAAGAAAUUCAUGAGGAAGUCUGUGGUAACCACUCCGGUAGAGUAGCCCUAGCACACAAGGUAUUUCGACAAGGUUAUUUCUGGCCGACCUGA
Messenger RNA from Olea europaea var. sylvestris, 1338 nucleotides. RefSeq lists its product as uncharacterized. The record is from RefSeq and is a predicted model, not a curated record. The transcript is spliced from 2 exons. Bases 1 to 1338 code for a protein of 445 amino acids. NCBI's taxonomy places the organism in Eukaryota, Viridiplantae, Streptophyta, Magnoliopsida, Lamiales, Oleaceae. Gene Ontology annotation, molecular function: RNA-DNA hybrid ribonuclease activity; nucleic acid binding.